CCUCUGGAAGAAGUUAGGGUUAGAGGUGAGAAAGAUUUUGAACGUUCAACAGAGAAGGGGGUUUUUCCUUCUUUCUUUCUUUUUUUUUUUUUUUUUUUUUUUUUUAAAUCCUGACUUAUUCCUCCCCCCUACUUCGUGCAGAGUUUGGGAAAAUGUCAUCAGAAGGAAGAGAAAGUGUAGUUGGGAGUGAGGUAAUGCCCCUGAACUAUGGGAGCAUGGACUUAGAGAGUAGUCCAUCUCCAUCUAGUUCGGAGAAAACGGUGGAGGGGGUGAGAGGGGAUGAAGUGGUGGAGGUUGGGGGGAACACAGUGGUAGGGGUUGAGGGAGACAGCAUACCUAUCACCGUAGUAAAGGUAGAGGGUAGAGGAGAGAGAGACUAUGAUGUGAAUGCAGAGGUGGUAGAGGAAGUGAAGCAGUAUAGAUCUGAACUAAGGACCAAAGAUAGCCUGGGUCACUUAGUAGAAAAUUACGAGAUCUCAUCUCGAGUGUUAGUUAGGCCAGCUGGGGUAGAGGAGAGGGCGUGCUCUGCUCCUCGGGAUCACUUGAUGCCUGUGUAUUCCCACUAUUUGAUAGCGGGACUCAGGUUUCCACUUCCUGAGUUGGGUAGUAGGAGAGAUAAGGGGUGGUAUUAUUUCACCCCUAGGGUAGUCAAUAAGGAGAGUAGGUCUUUAUUUACUGCGGGUCCUUCAUCCAUUAAGGGAUGGAAGGAAAAAUUCUUUUUUGUGGAUGAUACGGAGUGGGGGAAGGGGGAUGCCGAGGUGAGGGAGUUAGCCUCCUGGAAGGCCAAAAGGGCCAACCAGAAUAGGUUUAGCUUAAAUGAGGAUGAGGAGGAAGAAGUGGGGAGGUUGGUGAGGAAGGGGGGUGAUUUAUUAAACAUUUUGGACCUCACCAGCGCACAAUGCAUGAAAGCUGCUGAGCUCUAUGGGCCAAGCGCUUUGAGUGAAGCUGAAAUGGACCUGUUCUUGAAUACUGCUGGAGGAGCGGUCAUCCCCAAGAAGCCAAGGAAGAAGUCAAAGACUUCAACCAAACAAGUGGAUGAGGGGAGGGCCAGGAAAGAGGCAGUGCUUGCGGCUUCAGCUGAGAUGGAGGAGGAGGUGCCACAGCUGAAGAGGAAGGGCUGGGAGGAGAGGAGGGCACUGCAGAAGAAGCAGAAGGUGGUGGAGGAGGAAAGGGGGAAUGAGGUUCCUCUGUUCAUACCUCAGCCUCCUCUUGUUGAGCUGAACCCUGAGCUCAGACAGUUGGAGGAGGGGGCUAAGGCGAAGAACAUGACGGGGGCUAGGUGGUUCAUCAACAGCACCUUCCCCGAAGUGGACAAGCGUAACGCGCGGGAGGAGGCUCUGAGGUAUGGGGGAGCAUCUGUGGUGAAGCAUGUUCUUGAGCGCGAGCUGGGUGAACGGUCUAGCCUAGGAGUUCAUGGAGAGCCUGAGGGAGCGCUCACUCUUGCAAAGGCAGAGAGGGCUUCCCUGAGCACCAAGCUCGCUUUUGAGGAGAGCAAACGAAGGAUCUCCGAAAGCGAGCGUGAGGCUCAGGGGCAAGAAAUGAAGCUGAUGACAGAGGCAUUCAAGGAGCUGAAGGGGAAUAUGCAGAAGUUGGUGCAUAAUGGGAUGAAGGAGCACAUCAGCAACUUCAUCAAUUCCAGCUCGUUUGACAGCAUCGUCAACUUGUACCGGCUGCCCACUGCCAUCAUUGCUUUCACGGACUGCAGAAAGAAGGUGAAGGCUGAAUAUCCCGAAGUGGAUGUAACAAAGAUCACCUUCGGCGAGCAAGAAGGAGGAGUGGAGGAGGAUGGUGACAGCAUGUCAGUAGACUUCCGUCCUCAGAUCAAACUGAGGUGGGAGGAUGAUGCAGACGGUCUUGCUGUUUUCCCUCCACAAUUCAACUUCGAGUUCGUUGCAGUGGAGGAAGAAGGGGCAGAGGUAGAGGAAGAUGAAGUAGAGGCAAGAGUGGAAGGAGUUGGAGUGGAUGAGAGCCAAUCAGUUCCAGAAGUGGAGAUUCAUCCAGUUCCUUCUGACGAUGAGGAGCCUCCUCUGCCAGACGAGCAGCAACCAACACAGCCACCUCCUCCAACUGAGCAAGAGCUAGUGGAGCCACCUCUCCCAUCAAAGAAAUGAUUUUGUUUGUUUGUUUUUAAUUUUUUGUAAAGACAUUUAAUCAGUUUGUAAUACUUAUAUUAUUCUAAAUGAAAAUUCAUUUUUGAAAUAAUGUGUUUAUUUGUGUUUGCCUUUUUGUUAUUAUAUAUUGAUAGAAGAACUGAGAUGACUUCAAGAAGGAAAGUUAAUAAAAAGAAGUUAAUCAC
Rubroshorea leprosula is the source of this 2296-nucleotide messenger RNA. Lineage: Eukaryota; Viridiplantae; Streptophyta; Magnoliopsida; Malvales; Dipterocarpaceae. The record is from the annotation of a GenBank genome assembly.